Messenger RNA from Paramecium octaurelia, 679 nucleotides. Lineage: Eukaryota; Ciliophora; Oligohymenophorea; Peniculida; Parameciidae. The record is from the annotation of a GenBank genome assembly.
AUGAAUCUAUUACAGAAAUCACUGGUACUUCUGAUCAAAAUGUAAAUCUCACUUUAAUAUUCAUCUAAUACCACUUAAUCAUGAGAUUUCAAAUUUUGAAAUAAUUAAAAUUAUAAAUUAGUAUAAAAAAAUUAUUUGAAGUAUAAAACCUAAAUUAUUAAAAGAUGAUUUUUGGAUUCGAUUAUUUUUUAUUUUAUAAGAAAAAUCGAAAAAAACAAUAAAAGAAUCGAAAUUAAUAUAUUAAGGAACCAAAGAUGGAUUGAAUAAGGAUUAAUUUUGGAUUAAAUGUAAUGGCAAAUGUAAUCUAAUUAUGAUAUUCUAAUCUUAAAGUGGGCAUAUCUUUGGUGGAUAUUCUCCAUGUAAAUGGUAACAGAAUCUUAAUAAUAAUGUUUAAGAUGAUACAUUAUCAUCAUUCAUCUUUUCCUAAACGCAUGAUUAAAUCUACUCUUUGAAAUUAGAGAACAAAUAAAAUGCAAUUUCGAGUUGGUCUUCACAUGGUCCUAGAUUUGGAGGCGGUUGUGAUCUAGCAAUAAAUUCGAAUGAUUUACAAGAUGGUUAUUCAAAACUGGGUCAUUCAUAUUAAUGGGAUAAAUAUUAGAAUUCUAGUUCUACUCAUUUAUUUGGAUAGGAUAAACCACAGAUAACAGAAUGCGAAAUAUUUGAAUUAAAUUUUUUAUGA